AUGUUUACAGGCCUUUCGAAUGGUGAUAAUCAAAAUGCCACAAGUUGUCUGAUUGCACGCUCCUCAAGCAGUGAUAAAGGGUGGCUUACAUUAGUGGGGAAAAUAUGUGAACUAGUAGGGAGUAACAUCUUGAAAGAAAAGAGAAAGCAUAAACUAGCUUUCUGUCUAGCGGAGAGACUGAUAAAAAAUGAUUCUUCUUGGGACGAAACCAUUAAUAGUCAAGUGGCCCCAUCUGAAAUUGAAGAAGACCAGUCUUCUGGAGAUUAUAAGCCAAUCCCGUUAUUGCUGGCGACUGAAAGAGGAAUAGUAGAGAUUGUGAACAAGAUUCUAGAUGAAUGUCCCCAGCUAGCUGAGCAUAUAAAUGAUGUGGGUCAGAAUAUUUUGCAUGUGGCAAUCAAGCACCGUCAAUAUGACAUCUUCAAUAGUGUGAUAAAUACGAAAAUACCAAUGAAAAGGUUAGUCCGAACGGUUGACAAAAAUGGCUACACCAUUUUACACCAUGCCGCAGACAUGGAGCCAGAAACUACAAAGAUUCAUCCAGCAGGACCUGUGUACCAACUCCAGGAAGAGAUAAAGUGGUACAAACGUGUAGAGAAGGUCACGCCCACCUACUACGCCAUGUUGCUUGACAAGAAGGAACACAAGACUUGCGAGGAGCUAUUCAAUAUGAAGCAUAAUGAACUACUAGGGAAAGCACGAGAAUGGACAAAAGAAACUUCCCAGUCUUGUUCUGCAGUGGCUGGUCUCGCUGCUACAGUGGUCUUCGCGGCUGCCUACACUGUACCUGGAGGUUCCAAUGAGAAAGGGUAUCCAAUUUUCCUGAACAGCAGUCUCUUCUUGCUUGUUGCAGUCAUGGACGUUAUUGCUUUGGCCUGCUCCUUGACCUCCGUUGUAAUGUUCUUAUCUGCACUGACAUCGCCUUAUACGUAUGAUGAAUUCCUCUUUGAACUGCCUAGAAAACUCACAAUAGGCUUCUCCUUGCUCUUCAUUUCGUUGGCUACAACAAUGAUUGCAUUCUCAGCUUCAUUAUUGCUCACGAUUCGUUUAGAAAAGCCACAUUGGACCACUACUCUCAUUUACACUGCUGCAUUUUUCCCUGUCAGCAUAUUUGCACUCAUGAAUUUUCCUAUGUAUGCUGCAUUUCAGAAAACUUUGUUCAAGUUGUAUCCUAGAUUGUCUAAGAGUCGGUGUCUCACAAAGCCUUCACUGCUUAAGAAGCCAGGUUCCAAUGUAGAUCAACCAGCUCCUAAUAAUCCAGUCGCAUACGGAGCAGCUUCAGGACGACGGUCAAAUGUCUAAGAAGAAAGUUAAUGAUAAUAAAUCUGAGCUCCCAGUCUGUGAGAUGUAUUUAAGUUGAUGCUGAUAAGUCUCUGAGAUAUUAACUUAUGUGCCGUUCUUGUUUAUUGAUAAUAAGUCUAAAUCUGUUUUCGUUAUAUUGGGUUUCACUGAGUUAGGUGUCAAUUAAGAGAGAGCAUUUUACCCUGUUCUAUAUGCAAGUAGUGGGUGUUUUUUAAGAGUCAUGUUGAGUUUAUAAAUUGUAAACAUUUGGUGUAUUUUUAGCUUAUUUCAGUAAGAUUCUUAUUUUCUAAGUA
This is a messenger RNA of Mangifera indica (mango), 1592 nucleotides long. RefSeq names its product ankyrin repeat-containing protein NPR4-like. The transcript has 3 exons. Lineage: Eukaryota; Viridiplantae; Streptophyta; Magnoliopsida; Sapindales; Anacardiaceae. The record is from RefSeq and is a predicted model, not a curated record. Bases 1 to 1299 code for a protein of 432 amino acids.